This is a messenger RNA of Brassica oleracea var. oleracea, 466 nucleotides long. RefSeq names its product glutaredoxin-C13. The coding region runs from base 70 to 378 and encodes 102 amino acids. Gene Ontology annotation, cellular component: nucleus; cytoplasm. The transcript has a single exon. Lineage: Eukaryota; Viridiplantae; Streptophyta; Magnoliopsida; Brassicales; Brassicaceae. The record is from RefSeq and is a predicted model, not a curated record.
ACCAAACAAACACAUACAUCGAUCAGACAAUAAAAAACUUAACUAAACCCUAGCUAGACAUCAGAUCUCAUGGACAAGGUGAUGAGAAUGUCGUCAGAAAGAGGAGUGGUGAUCAUCACGAAGAGCUCAUGUUGUCUCUGCUACGCCGUUCAGAUCCUGUUCCGUGACCUUAGGGUUCAACCAACGGUCCACGAAAUUGACACCGACCCCGACUGCCGUGAGAUCGAGAAGGCUCUUCUCCGGAUAGGCUGCUCCACGGCGGUACCAGCUGUCUUCGUAGGUGGCAAGCUCGUUGGUUCCACCAAUGAAGUCAUGUCCCUCCACCUUAGUGGCUCUCUCGUCCCCUUGAUCAAACCUUAUCAGUCUCUCCUUUACUAGCUAACUGGACCAAUCAGAGAUCCUUCGUGACAAUAAAAACCCUUAUAGCUAUGGUGUGCGCUUUUCUUCUGUCAUAUCACAUAUGUAU